AUGGUGCUGGCAGACGCAGCUGAGCGACACCCCAGCGAGCCCGACUACGGUGGAACAGAACAAGCCACGAAAUGCGCCGUCUGUGACAAACACGAAAUACACGGCGACGUGUUCGUCUGCUGUGACGAUUGUGAAUUGAACUCGAGUGGUAUGACCCUAAACACAAAGUUAGCAGAUCUUGACUUUGCUGAUGAUAUAGCUGCUCUAGCAGACCGCACACAGGACCUACAACCCCUAGUGGAGGACAUAGGCUCAUCUGCAGGCAGUAUUGGACUCACCAUUAGUGCCCAAAAGACCAAGAACAUGUUAGUAGGGACGCACCCCCCUCCCACAAGUGUGAUCAUUGACAACAAUGAAGUGGAAGUGGUGGAGAACUUUACUUUAAUAGGCAGCUCCAUGAACGACAGAGGGGACAUGGACAAGGAACUAGACUGCAGGCUAGGGAAGGCCUCAGCUGCUUUCAACCAGCUUGGCAAGCUGUGGUCUAGCAAGAAGCUCUCCCUGGGAACUAAACUGCGAUUCUACAACAGCAAUGUUCUCUCUACCCUACUUUACGGAUGCGAAACAUGGCACAUGAAGUCAAGCCAAGAAAAGAAACUAGAUGUCUUCGACAAUAAAUGCCUAAGGAAGAUACUAGGCAUCAGAUGGGAUGACUUCAUACCCAACACUGAAGUAAGAGCUAGGACCAGCCAAAAACCAGUGUCUGUGACAAUCCGAAAGCAGCGCUUGAGCUGUUUGGGCCAUGUCAUGAGACUCUCACCAGACAGACUGGCAUACCAAGUUAUGCACUGGGCACCACGGGGAAAGAGACGUAGAGGUCGCCCCAGGAUGAAUUACAGGCACACCAUCGAGAGAGACCUACAAACAGCUAAUUGA
Molecule: messenger RNA, 876 nt
Organism: Branchiostoma floridae (Florida lancelet)
Lineage: Eukaryota; Metazoa; Chordata; Leptocardii; Amphioxiformes; Branchiostomatidae
Exons: 2
Coding region: 1-876 (291 amino acids)
Source: RefSeq, a predicted model, not a curated record